Messenger RNA from Fusarium poae, 1440 nucleotides. RefSeq lists its product as uncharacterized. Lineage: Eukaryota; Fungi; Ascomycota; Sordariomycetes; Hypocreales; Nectriaceae. Gene Ontology annotation, molecular function: transmembrane transporter activity. The transcript is spliced from 3 exons. Gene Ontology annotation, biological process: transmembrane transport. The coding region runs from base 1 to 1440 and encodes 479 amino acids. The record is from RefSeq and is a predicted model, not a curated record.
AUGAGUUUGCUCAGAUGGACUCAGAGGGACAAGCCUCCGGUCCUGCUCAAGGUGAGAUCCUCAGCUGGUCUCAUCGUCACCACCUGUUCCUUUGCCAUCUUCACUGACAUCUUCCUGUACGGUGUCAUUGUUCCUAUUCUCCCAUUCUCUUUCGAGGAACGGGUUGGUAUCAGUCCAGACAAAGUGCAGUAUUGGGUUUCGAUAGCAUUGGCCGUUUUUGGUGCUGCCCUCUUGGCAGGCUCUCCUGUUUGGGGCUAUUUGGCGGAUAGAAACCACAACCGUAAGGUACCCAUGCUGAUAGGUCUCGUCGUACUAUGCGGAGCUACCGUCUUUCUGUGCGUUGGCCGCACGCUCGCUCUGUUCAUGGUUGGCCGUGCUCUGCAAGGUAUAUCAGCGGCACUGACUUGGACUGUUGGCCUCGCGUUGGUCGUUGAUACUGUCGACAAAGAGCACAUUGGUAAAGCUAUGGGCUGGAUCAGCACUGCGUGUAGCCUGGGUAUCUUGGUGGCACCUCUGCUGGGUGGUGUUGUCUAUGGCAAAGGUGGCUACUAUUCUGUUUUUGCAAUGUGCUUUGGUCUGCUUGCCGUAGAUAUUGCCCUCCGUCUUGCAAUCAUUGAAGUCAAGGACGCCAAAGUUUGGCUCGAUAGAACGGGAACAUCAUCCGCAGAUCCAGAAUGCGUUUUGGAAGGGCCAAUCGAACCAAAGGGCGACAAGACUGAAGAUGUACCUGUUCGGACAACCGACGAACAGGCUAAGCAAGUAUCAGACCCAUCUCGCUCACCUAUCAAGACUCUGGUCAAGCUUUUGAAGCAGCCCCGAUUCUUGGCUGCUCUGUGGGGAACAUUUGUUCAGGCACUCAUCAACACGGCACUUGAAAGUACGCUUCCUCUCCUCACGCACGAGAUCUUUGGAUGGGACUCGAUAGGAGCGGGUUUGAUCUUUCUGCCUUUGAUUCUGCCGUCUUUCCUCGGUCCUGUGGUUGGCAUGAUUGGCGAUCGAUAUGGGCCCAAAUGGCUCGCUUCUUUUGGCUUUCUCUUCGCAACGCCCUUUGUUGUGUGCCUAAUGUUUGUCGACGAAAACACCGUACAGGACAAGAUCCUAUUGUGUGGUCUCCUCGCUGGUGUAGGUAUCACAAUGGCCUGCAUCUUCGGUCCGCUAAUGGCCGAGAUCACAUGGGCAGUUCAAGGCGAGGAUGGAACUGGCGGUGCAGGCCAGAUUGCUCAGGCGUAUGGUUUGUACAACAUGGCUUACUCGGGAGGAUCUUUGGUAGGGCCUAUCAUGGGCGGAAUGGUCAAGGAUAGUUCCGGAUGGGGCACUGUUGGCUGGAGUUUGGGUAUAGUUGUGUUUGUGUCAGGCAUUCCAACAUUUUUGUAUACGGGUGGACCUCUCAAACAAAACUUCAAGAUCAAAGAUCGAAGAAGAAGUCCAACUGGUGAUUAA